Messenger RNA from Lymnaea stagnalis (great pond snail), 6714 nucleotides. The record is from the annotation of a GenBank genome assembly. NCBI's taxonomy places the organism in Eukaryota, Metazoa, Mollusca, Gastropoda, Lymnaeidae.
GUAAGAAUUCUGAAACUGUUAAAAACGUAAACAUUUAAACAGGUGGUCAAUAGUUUGACCCAUUUUUGGUCUUGUGUUAGAAUUUAGUCAUCGAGAUUGAGAAAAAGUCAAAGGACCCCAUGUAUUGGAUACCAGACACUUACUCCACUCAAGAUAUUGCCUCUGCUGUGAAGACCCUAUUGAGUGGCUUUCCUGUCCGUUUGAUGACCACCGAGAAGGUGGACGAAUAUCCGGACAUGACCGGUGAGUAGUAUUAGUUGUUGUCAGUGUUUGACAAGCUUUCAGAAUUGUCAAUGUUUCAAUAUUGUCAUUAUUGUCAAUGUGUUAGUUAUGCCAGUAGUGCCAAUGUUUUAGUUAUGGCAUGUGUGUCAGUAGGCCAGAAAGUCAACGGGCCAGAUUGUCAGUAGGCCAGAGUGUCAGUAUGUCAGCGUGUCAGUAGGCCACAGUGUCAGUAGGUUUUAGAGUCAGUAGGCCAGAAAGAUGCGAUUACAAAUUAUAAUUGAAAGUGACAGAAUUUGAUGUUUUGACGGAUGAAAAGUGACAAUAUUUCAUUUCGUGACAGUGAUAUUGUAAUCAUUAGCAAUGUUACUCAUUGUCUCCCAACCAAGGUGAACUGGAAGGGUACCAACUUAAAGCUUUGAAUUUGUUUAUUCUUUCAAUGAGUCAGCCCCACAGAGACACAUUACAUGUAAGUAGAGCCAGCCACAUAGAGACACAUAACAUUUACGUAUAGUCAGCCACACAAAGACACAUUACAUGUAAGUAGAGCCAGCCACACAGAGACACAUAACAUUUACGUAUAGUCAGCCACACAAAGACACAUUACAUGUAAGUAGAGCCAGCCAUAUAGUGUCACAGUACAUGUAAAUAGUCAGCUAAAUUUUAACACAACAUAUUUAAGUAUAGUAGGAACGACAAAGCAUGUAAAAGUAAACACCAUAUAUAUUUGCGUAGCGACACAUUACAUUUAAAUGUAAGCCAUAUAGAGAUAAGUAAAACAGACAUACUGUAAAACACAUGGUGAAAUAUUAAAUGUAAGUGUAGCCACCCGCAUAGCGACACAUUCGUGUAGGCGUAGUCAACGGCAUAGGGAUACAUUUCUGUAAGUUUAGCCAGCCACAUAGCGACACAUUCGUGUAGGCGUAGUCAACGGCAUAGGGAUACAUUUCUGUAAGUUUAGCCAGCCACACAGAGAAACAUUCGUGUAGGCGUAGUCAACGGCAUAGGGAUACAUUUCUGUAAGUUUAGCCAGCCACACAGAGAAACAUUCGUGUAGGCGUAGUCAACGGCAUAGGGAUACAUUUCUGUAAGUUUAGCCAGCCACACAGAGAAACAUUCGUGUAGGCGUAGUCAACGGCAUAGGGAUACAUUUCUGUAAGUUUAGCCAGCCACACAGAGAAACAUUCGUGUAGGCGUAGUCAACGGCAUAGGGAUACAUUUCUGUAAGUUUAGCCAGCCACACAGAGAAACAUUUCAUGUAACCAAAGACGUCUCGUAUGAGUGAGUAAAAUGAAUCUUGUUCAGCAUGUGCUGACCAAUUAAUUCCAAGAAUGAUAUAAAAGUCAUUAAGUUAUAUAAUACAGAAAUUAAGCUACGUAAUGUAGCAAUGAUAACGAUGCCAACAACAAAUUUUAAUCUAUCAAACUUUUAUUAAAAUUAAAUUAAGAAAUAAUGUGAGUUUAUCGCACAAUUACAGCUAGUGCUCGACUUACGACCUAUGCAACUUACGACCAUUCGACUUUACGACCACAUCGAAAAUUAUGAUUUUUAAAAAUAAUAAAAUACUUAUGAUGUAAUUUAACUUAAAUAUUUUUUAUAACAUCUCUUCACAUUACUGUACACGUAGCGCACUCAGCUUACGACCAAAUGGUGUUACGACCGGUCUGUCGGAACCGAUCGUGGACGUAAGUCGAGCACUAGCUGUAUUGGCUUUUAUUUUUAUACAUCCACAGCUGCUCCUGAGAACAUUGCACAUGGUUGAUAAAAACCAGGGCAAAUCUAAGAUGAAUGCUGACACCUUGGCUCCCAUCUUUGGUCCAAUCCUUUUUAAAAUGCCAGACAAGCUUAGCCAAAAGGACCAGGAAGCAAAAUUGACCCAGUUCAGUUACCUAACAAAAAUGUUGAUACGUUUUAACAGCAGGCACUUCUAUGUAAGAAAACCUACUUCUCACAAUGUUUUACUUAAGCUGUUCAAUAGUUUGAAUCUGUUUGUUUACAGUGAUACAUUGUUGCUAAUGUUGUUUAUAAAAUUUUUUGGUUUGUUCACAUGGCAUUGUAAAGUUUUGUUUAGAUUGUAAGUAAUGUACCAAUCUUGUAAGGUGCUGUAUGAUGGUGACCUGUAGUGCUGCUUCUAUUUUUUUCCCAGAUUUUGCUGAUCCAAUUUAUUAGGUCAUCCAUUGUUAUAAAUUAUUGUGUUGUGUUUUUUUUUUUUUUUUGCCAGCAUUUUUUUUGUCUGUCUAAAAAUAAUACAGCUUGUAAAAUUUUUCAUAAACAUAAUUUUUGCAGGUCAAGCAAAAGUUGCUCGCUCAGCUGCGUGAGUCUGUAGCAAAGGAAAAAUCUGGCGCCGGGUAAUAUGAAAAUUGGACAAAGUAGAUAGGACAUAGUAGAUAGGGCAUAGUAGAUAGGACAUAGUAGAUAUGAACAAGUAUAUAGGGCAAUGUAAUUGGGAAAUAUAAUAGCCAAAGUGGAUAGGACAUACUAGAUAAAACAAAUUAGACAGGUAACAUUGGAUAUGAAAAAGUAGAUAGGAAAAUAUAUAUAUAGGGCAAUAUAAUAGGAAAAAUGUAUAAGCCAAAGUGGGCAAGACAAAGUAGAUGGGACAAAGCAGAUGGGACAAAAUAGAUGGGACAAAGCAGAUGGGACAAAGUAGAUGGGACAAAGCAGAUGAGACACGAUAAUAAUACACCUUUUACCUUUUUUCUUACAUCUGGCAAUAUUGUUUUUGUAACAGAAGCACACAAUCAAUUGGACAAAUCUUUUUGAUACAUUUUUUGUUAUGCUACUCGUAGCGUUGAGUUACUUCUUUCUUUUCAUUUUCUUUAAAACUCCUUUUAAAAAGAAAAGAAAUGCACUGAAUGGUGUGUUACAGGGGCUCUCAACUUUGCUAUUGUCGGGUGUGUUACAGGAGAUCUCAUAAUAUUUUCUUCCAUAUAAGCCAACUAACCUCUUGAUUGUUUGAAUCCUUCAUCUUGUCCGCAGUUCAAACGACCGUGGAAGAAAUGUGAUGACUGUUACAGCGGCAAGGUGAGUGUAGUCUCGUGUAGAUGUAUCCUUACACUGACAUGUGAACAAACGGUCCGGAGAUCAUUUGAAAUCCUAUAACGUGUUUAGUUUAAUCAAGAAAGGACAUUUUCAGAAAAACAAUUUGAGCGAUACAAAAUACAAGUACAAUAUAGAGUUUUAUUUGAAAAUUGUCCCCCUUUUUAUGCCCCCCCCCCACACACACACAUCUUCAAGUCCCUUCUAAUCGUGCGAAAGAUUAAUUUGAUUGAUUGCGUGUUUAACAUUAUUAAUGAUUUACUGGCCGAUGCGUGUUCAACAUCAUCGAUGGUUUGAUGCGCUAUGGAGACAGAAGUAGUCAGUCCAUCGGCCCGCGUGAUUGAAACAGCAAGACAAAUGGAGAAAAGAUGAGGGGGGGGGGGUGCUGCCACCCCCUCGCACCUCCAUCCUCCGCAUCCAGGGGCGUGUCAUACUUGUACUUUUAUUACUUUGAUCAAAGUUUGGUUCUCUUUUCUUUCAUUUCCUCUAUUAUCGCACACAUCAUCUUCACUGUUCAUCUAUUAUCGUACACAUCAUCUUCUCUGUUCAAUAAUUUCUCUGUCCCUCUCAGUUUUAUAGAAGUUAUUGGACUUAAAAUUAAAAAAAAAAGAUGUAUACAAAUAAAAGUGAUCACCUUAUACCCAAAGGUUUCAAUAAAGUGAAUGCAAUUUUAAGCGUUACAUUAAUUUACCUUAAAAAAUUAUGAUUCCUAACUUUGUAAAUAACUUACUCGUUUUAUUUGGUUAAUUUUUUUUUUAAAAAGGAGAAUCGUGUUUGGUUCUUAAAGUCACAUGAUUGACGCUGUCCUAUGAGACUUUAAGAUAUAUGUUAAUGCACUACUAGCGUGAGAGAGAGAGAGAGAUUGGAAGAGAGAUCGGGAGAGAGAGACAGAAAGAGCUAGAGAGACAGGGCUAGAGACAGACAGAGGUAGAGACAGAGAGACAGAGAGAUAGGGAGAGACAAAGUCAGAGAUAGAUAGACAGGGAGACAGAGAGACAGCAAUUGAGAGACUGACAUGCACACAUAGAUAGAGUGACGGACACAUACGCAGAUAUAGAGAAACAGGGAGGGGUGUAGAGAAACAGGGAGAGAGAUAUAAUGGGAGAGAGAUAGAAAAACGUGGAGAGAGAGAGAGAGAAACAAGGAUAGAGAAAGAGAAACUGGGAAAGAGAUAAAGAGACAGAAAGAGAGAUAGAGAAACAGGGAGGAUGAUAGAGAAACAGGGAGAGAGGAACAGAAAGAGAGGGAGAGAGAUAGUGAAACUGGGAGAGAGAUAGAGAAACGGGGAGAGAGGAAGAGAAACAGGGAGAGAGAUAGAAAAACGGAGAGAGAGAGAGAGCGAGAGAGAGAGAGAGAGAGAGAGAAAGGGAGAGAGAUAGAGAAACAGGGUAAAAGAUUGAUUGACAGACCUACACACUUGAGAUUAGCACUAAGUGAAUAUGAUAAAACAAUGGUGUAAAUAGUAAAAUCAGAUAAAAGUUUUUUUUUUUUACUGCUUUAAAGAAAAUAAAUAAAUGUAGGCUAGUCGAAUCAUCAUCAUGAUAGUCGUGGCCUCCUUCUAUCAUCAUGAUAGACAGUGAUAAGCCAAGUUAAGAGAUGGUGAUGCAUCACUUUGCUCGAGAAUGAGGUCAAUCUAUUCAAUAAUAGAGCUCUGUAUCUUCUUCCUUAAAAACCUCAAACUAAUUUAGAUCUAGAACGGUCGCACAUCAGUCCUGUUCUUCUGGCCAAAGUUCUAUUUUAUUUUCAGUAGUUCUUUUAAUCUUCAUCUUGUUUUCCUUAUCUUAGAUUUAUCGACCUGUUCUGCUGGUUGAUCUCCGCCAUUUUUUUAAUUUUUCCCGCCAUCUUUUAAAAUUUUUAAAACGCUAACGCGGUAUGUCUUUGGAUAUUUUCAACACGUGACUUUGAAUUUACAUGAUAUGAGUGACUUUUCCUUGUUUUCCACUGUAAAGAAAAGACUAGGCUACUUUCCCCAUUGUGAACAGAUUUGUUUUUUCGUUAAAAUUUUUCAUAUCGAAUUGGCAGUUUUGUCCAUUUCUCAUUUGAAAUUUGCGCUUUUGUCAAUUUGUCCUAUAGAUCUAGCAGUUUUGUUCCCAUUCAACCUUAAGUCAGAACACUAUAAAAAAUGCAGAAAAAAUGUGACUUUGCCUUUUUUUCCCAUGAAGUCUUCUGGUGUCAGCACCAUCUAUGCCAAAGACGAGCAUGUCCAUUAAAAUAACCCCUGACACAGUAGCCUAUGAAGUUGUGGACGCUUACAGAGAUAUUUGCAAGUAAGACAUUGCUCGACAUUUACUUAUAAAAGAAGAUCAGUUACUUGUUACAUGCACUUCAUCAAUCCUUUUAAUCCAUAAUUCACAUCAAUUGAGCCAAUAUUUUUUUUAAAUACAGCAAUGUUAGACAAACUAAAGUGUUUAGAAAUGUUAUAUGUAAAAAGCGACCUCGACUUUGACUUGGAUACAUUGGUUUGAUAAAGACACUAUUAAUAAUUGUGUGACUUUUGAUGCCGGGGACAUAGUGGGGAGGGAGGGACGGGAGAGAAACAAGGUCUUUAAUUGGAUAUCGAAGUUGUGGAAUUUCCAAAUAGUUCAAGUAACUUCAGAGAAAAUGUCCAAGUAGUAAAGACAAAAUGUUCACCCUUAUGUUGUUACUGCUGUUCAUAUUUAACAAAAUUGUGUAUAACUAAAACAUUUAUUCCCAUUCAGGAAAGACGGCUCUAUUCCAAACACCAGCUGGAAAAACUGUUUGUUUGAAGUUGGAGGGAAUAUAGGUAUGGAAAUCAUUUGUGUGCUAAUCAUUGGAAAACAAAACAACAACAACAUUCCAUUGUGUUCGGCAAUAUUUAGGCGAAGGAUAUGUAAUGUGCCAUUGUUUGGCAAUAUUUAUGUAAAGGAUAUUAAAUGUGACAUUGUUAAUGAAGCGGUAAUCCGUAAUGGAUCUCAAUCGUUUAAUAUGGGCCUUACGAGGCUUCAUCUUUUACUCUGUACUGACUGAUGAGGCAGGCUCUUAGCCGAAAUGUUUUGUCUUUCUAAUUCAAGCUUCCACAUACCUUGUUGUUCUGCUAGUUCCUCACACAGCUUCCACACACCUUGUUCUACUAGUUCCUUCACACAGGUUCCACAUACCUUAUUCUACUAGUUCCUUCAGACUGCUUGAUCACAGUCCUGCCUUUAUUAUGUUUCAGGUGAACGCUGUCUGGACCCCUUUGCUAUCAUAAUGGAUGUGUACCAGGCCAACCCGUCAGCAGAGUUUGUCAUUAGGCCGUCUGCAGUCAAGAGCUACACCGCUUUCCAUUCAUUAGGGUAGCACCACUUUGUGUCAAUGGAAUGCCACCUGUUUGAAACAUCUUUGCCAUCUUAUAAAAUUAGUCUUUUUUUUUCUAUCCUUUACUUAAAACCUCAUUUCUAAUAUUACUUCGAAUUCUUCAAUGAAAAUACCUAUGAAUUCUCCACAAAAUUUGUU